AUGGAAACUAAAUCAACUAAAUCAACAGAGUCAACAGAGUCAAGGUUACUUAGAAAAGCAAAAGAGGAAAUGAUAGCUUCUUUCAAUAUAGCUGCAAUAAAACAAUGGAUCGCAGACGGAGAACCCUUUGAGGAACAUGAUGAGGUUUUAGCGUUUAAAGAGUAUCAUGGAAUUACAGAAAAAACCGGAGACGAGUCAGUUAAUGCUGAGAGAGCUGGAAGAGUUGCUCACUCAAAAUCAAAAAGAGCCGGAAGACGAACAUACAUUAACGAAGGAAGUAAAUGUUUUAAUGGAGGAAUUACUAACAAGAAUUCCUGGAAGGACAAUCUAAAUACCAGGCAGGCAAGGCAUGUUCCUGCUCCCGCCAAAGGAAUCCAAGCCUGUAACAGGAUUGUUAACAGUAAAUAUAGUAGUCAAGAUACUCGAUCCCAAAAUAUUUCCGGUUCAAAUGAAAUAUCUGGAGGACAUGCUUAAUUUUUUGCAUUAU
Messenger RNA from Rhizophagus irregularis DAOM 181602=DAOM 197198, 487 nucleotides. RefSeq lists its product as uncharacterized. NCBI's taxonomy places the organism in Eukaryota, Fungi, Glomeromycota, Glomeromycetes, Glomerales, Glomeraceae. The record is from RefSeq and is a predicted model, not a curated record.